This is a messenger RNA of Drosophila subpulchrella, 2809 nucleotides long. RefSeq names its product RING finger and CHY zinc finger domain-containing protein 1 (gene Rchy1). Gene Ontology annotation, molecular function: ubiquitin protein ligase activity; zinc ion binding. Gene Ontology annotation, biological process: ubiquitin-dependent protein catabolic process; protein ubiquitination. The record is from RefSeq and is a predicted model, not a curated record. NCBI's taxonomy places the organism in Eukaryota, Metazoa, Arthropoda, Insecta, Diptera, Drosophilidae. Gene Ontology annotation, cellular component: nucleus. The transcript is spliced from 6 exons. Bases 921 to 2279 code for a protein of 452 amino acids.
AUAAAUGGAACAUAUGUCCAUACAUACUUAUAGUCCUAUAACUAAAGGGUGCAUCAUCAGUUUAAAACAUAUAUUGGUUAUAUUUUAUAAAUUGGUGGUGAUAGCCAAUUGUAUGGUCGAAAAUGCUUAAUCAACUUAGAGAUUUCCACUCUAUUGACCAAAUCGUGUAUGUAGAUAUCGUUAUGAUCCAAGAUUUUAAUGUGAUAUGUGAGAAACGUCGGAAACAUGGAAUUCUUGGAAAAUAGGAAAUACCUAAGUAUUCCCGAAGUGCGACCACCUUCGUAGUACGUACAAUCCUUGAGUUCCGUAUCGUAUCUGUAUCUUGUAGUAACAGCACCGCUGAAUCUGAAUCGCUGACCUGGAAAGCUUUAAGCUGCAGAGCGGAAGAAAGCUUCGGCAGACUGGCUGGCAGCAACAAGUGGCAUAUCUCACUCCGCUCAGUUGGAAAUCGAAUCUCGCACCGCACGAAUCGAAUCUGCGGAAUCCGGGUCCGCGACUUGAACGCGGAUUUUGAUUUGUCGCCGUUGUCGUUGUCGUGGCUCUUUAAUUCAAUUGACGAUUCCGAGCUGCGGCUGGUGUGUGCUGUUUCACUUUCAACCCAGUGUCACACCUGUGCGAUUUUUUGGGCAACCGAAAAUUUGACAACGACCGCCUGUGAAUACACAAGGAAAUGUUGCUUAAAUGAAAGUUAGUUGGAGAAGAGAGCUCCAGCAGUCGGGUCUUCGGAUUUCUUCAGAUAGGGCCGCGGAUACAAAGUCUACAUGUGUCACAACAGCAACAUCGGCAAAUAAUUUAAAUGCUGCGCGGCGGCAAUUGAAGAGGCAACAAUUAACCAAGACCACUGCAACUUAGAGGAAUAGUGGAAAAUCACUUGUAUAUAUAAAGGCGUAUAUAUAUAGAUAUAUAGCUCCUGCAACAAAAUGAAGAAUCGCCAGCGUCCGCGCCGAAUAUCGCUAAAUGAAAACCACAACAAAUACUUGGGAAGCGGCAGCGGCAGCGGCAACAGCAUCGAUGUACAAAUAUUUACCAAUACAAAAGAACCCAAUCAAGUCAAUUUAAAUUCAUCGUCAAAGCUGCUGGCAACCACAGUAACGACGACCUCAGCGGAGGCUGCUCUUCCCGCUUCGCUUCCAGUUGCUCAGAUAGCACAGCAGCAACAUCUACAGCAGCAACAUCUACAGCGACAACAUCUACAGCAGCAACAACAGCAGCUGAUUAUGCCGCCCACAAUGAUGAUGGGCAAAUAUUUUCCAUCGCACGCAAAACUGAGAAAAUGCAAAUCGACACCGAGUCUCUAUUUCGAUGGGUUGGAGCCCAUGGAGCCCAUGGAGGAGGACCCCCACUGUCAUCGCAUUUCCCCAUUUCCACGGAACACCGCCUCGGAGGCUAAGCAAACGCAGCAACAUGAACAAUUAUCACGCAUCACCAGCAACGAAGGCAGCUGCAACAGCAACAGCAACAUCAGCAACAGCAACAAGUGCAGCAGCAAUGCGACACCAACAACACCGGAGUCAUUGCGCUUUGGAUGCGCUCACUAUAAGCGACGGGCCAUGUUUGUGACCCCCUGCUGCAACAAGUUCUACAAGUGCCGAUUUUGCCAUGACGAGAACGAAACGCACCACUUUGAUCGCAAAACCCUUACCGAAUUGAUAUGUUCCGAGUGCAAUACGAGGCAAACGGUUCGGGAACAGUGCGAGAAUUGCGGAGUGCGAUUUGGGAAGUACACCUGUCUGAUCUGCAACCUCUUCGACGAUGCGGAUAAGCAGCAGUACCAUUGUCAUGGAUGUGGAAUCUGUAGGAUUGGAGGAGCCGAAAACUUCUUUCACUGCGAGGUCUGCAAUAUGUGUCUGCCUAUUCAACUAAAGAUCGAUGGCCACAGGUGCGUGGAGAACAUCUCGCGAUCCCACUGCCCGGUUUGUCUGGGCGACAUCCACACCUCGCGCAUUCCCUGCCAUAUUCCCGACUGCGGCCACCUGCUGCACAAGAUGUGCUUCGACCAGCUGCUGGCCUCCGGCCACUACACCUGUCCCACCUGCCAGACCUCGCUGAUCGACAUGACGGCGCUGUGGGAGUACCUGGACGACCAGGCGGAGCGCAUGCCGGUGCCCCUCAAGUACGAGAAUCAGCGAGUGCACAUAUUCUGCAACGAUUGUCACAAGACUUCCAAAACCAAAUUCCAUUUCAUCGGACUCAAGUGCGUGCAUUGCGGCGCCUACAAUACCACGCAGGAUGUAAAGAGGCGCCUGUCCCUGGUCACCGAUGAGCCAUCCUCUGCGUGAUGUCCACCGAUUCACACCAUAUUAGCAUCAGCAUCAGCAUCCACAUUCGCAUCAGCAACAGGAAAUCUCUUGCCAUGCCACCCACAUUUGAAGAAACUAUUUUGUUAACUAAACACAACACAACUGAAAUCGAAACGCAUUGAAUUUAGACCAAAUUCGAGCUGGUAUCGAAUAUAAACCAUACAAAAACAAACAAAAGGCUCACUAAAUUUGGGUGUGAACUCGAAAACACCUGGAGAUUUGAAAACAUUAAUUAGGUUAAUGGAAAUAGUUAGUUUCAAUAUUGUGAUAGGCCUAUAACAUGAAUUCCAUUCUUAUUGUGUUUUUAAAUCUCUAGGAAAUUCUAAAACCCCAAUAUCAUAUACACUUUAUACAUUGGUAAAAACUAAAUUUCACUCGAAUUUUUAAGUAUUCCAUUUGCAAAAAUCGUUUUGUGUAAAUCUCGAAUUUCUCUGUGCAAACUUAAUUUAAGAAAGAACCUUUUUAAACUCUUGAAAUUCCGUUACCAUAAAUUCCUAAUAAAAAGAGAA